Molecule: messenger RNA, 1043 nt
Organism: Hibiscus syriacus
Lineage: Eukaryota; Viridiplantae; Streptophyta; Magnoliopsida; Malvales; Malvaceae
Product: probable protein S-acyltransferase 15
Exons: 7
Coding region: 51-884 (277 amino acids)
Molecular function (GO): palmitoyltransferase activity
Source: RefSeq, a predicted model, not a curated record
AAAACUUCCAUGUCUCAGCUCUGUUAUCCUCAAACAACAAAUCUCCAAAAAUGAAGUUAAAAAAAUUCCUCUCAAUUCCAGUAUUUUCCGCGAUUUUCUUGAUGGGUUUCGUUUAUUAUAUCACAGUUUUCAUUUUCAUCGAAGAUUGGGUUGGUUUGCAGACCUCAGCUGGGUCUUUACACAGCAUAAUCUUCUCUUCCAUUGCUUCCCUUUGUCUCUUGUCUUUCCUCGUUGGUGUUCUUACUGACCCAGGCCGUGUUCCCUCCUCUUAUAUCCCUGAUGUUGAAGAUACUUCUUUUGCCUCAGAUCAAGACCCAAAGAAAAACGUUCUACGAUCAAAGAAUUGUGACAAAUGUGCUGUAUAUAAGCCCCCGAGGACUCAUCAUUGUCGGGUUUGCAAAAGAUGCAUACUAAGGAUGGAUCACCAUUGCCUGUGGAUAAAUAAUUGUGUUGGUUAUUGGAACUAUAAAGCUUUCUUCAAUCUUAUACUUUAUGCGACCAUUGGUAGCAUCCAUGCCACGGCAAUUGUAAUAAACUGUGCACGUCAGAAGGACUGGAAUACCAGUGGAACUACUGCCCUCAAGUUUUUUUAUCUUGCUUGUGGAGCAAUGAUGCUUGUGCUAUCGGUAACACUCGGGACUCUCUUAGGCUGGCAUGUCUACCUUAUAACUCACAAUAUGACAACCAUAGAGUAUUAUGAAGGAAUACGAGCUGCAUGGUUGGCGAAGAAAUCCGGGCUGAGCCAUCGUCAUCCAUUCGAUCUCAGUGUUUACAAAAACAUCGCCUUGGUAUUAGGUCCCAACACGCUGAAAUGGUUUUGUCCAACAUCAACGAGCCAUCUAAAAGAUGGCGUUAGCUUCCCUACUUUGCGCGAUAGUCCGUAGAUGUUUUCCGUUUACACUCUUCUGUUUACACUCUAGUCAUCGACGGAAUGGUCGGAUCGCAUACUCGGUUUCGUCACAUUGUUAUUUUUUUUUUCUUCUCUAUAUUUUAAUUCCAUUUUUAUUGGAAUUUUAUACAUCAAGUUUUGUCACAUAUAUAAA